AUGGCGUCCGAUAUGCCCAUAACUACGGUAUACGUUCAAAACUUGGAAGAGCGGGUGAAGCCUGAAGUGUUGUCGGAAGCAUUGAAGACCAUCUUCUCCGAGUUCGGGAAUGUAAUUGAUAUCGUGGCCAAGAGAAACCUCAAGGCAAAGGGACAGGCAUUUAUUGUGUUUGAUCAACCCAGCGCCGCUCAAAAUGCCAUCGAAGAGGUCGAAGGAUUCGAGCUCUUUGGCAAGCCCUUGAGAGUUGCGAUGGCCCGGAUGCAGAGCGACAGAACCGUCGAGAUCAACUGUAGCAAGGAUGAACUCGAGACUCACAAGCGGCAUAGGCAGGCAGAAAAGGAUAAACGCAAGGCGCUCGAGGCAGCCGACGAACAAAGGCAGCUCAAGAGAGGUGCCGCUGCCGCAGCCGAAGCUCGACCAUCGAAAUCAGCGAAGCCGUCGGGCUUGAAGUCCACCAGCGCCCCAGCAUCAGCUGUCGUACCAGACGAAUACCUGCCACCGAACAAGAUUCUCUUUAUCCAGAAUGUCCCCGAUGAAUAUGAUAUUGACGGCCUCAACGCCAUCUUUGGCCGGUUCGAUGGGUUCCGAGAAAUUAGAUUGGUUCCAGGUCGACGCGGAAUUGCCUUUGUUGAGUAUCAGAAUGAACAAGGCGCUAUUACGGCGAAGGAGAAUACUGCUGGAAUGUUGUUAGCGGAUAAACCAAUCAAGGUUACCUACCAACGUCAAUAG
Trichoderma atroviride IMI 206040 is the source of this 729-nucleotide messenger RNA. RefSeq lists its product as uncharacterized. NCBI's taxonomy places the organism in Eukaryota, Fungi, Ascomycota, Sordariomycetes, Hypocreales, Hypocreaceae. Gene Ontology annotation, molecular function: U1 snRNA binding. Gene Ontology annotation, cellular component: U1 snRNP. The record is from RefSeq and is a predicted model, not a curated record. Gene Ontology annotation, biological process: mRNA splicing, via spliceosome.